Molecule: messenger RNA, 207 nt
Organism: Strongylus vulgaris
Lineage: Eukaryota; Metazoa; Nematoda; Chromadorea; Rhabditida; Strongylidae
Source: the annotation of a GenBank genome assembly
AUGGCUGUUGUAGACAAGCAACUCGCUGGUGAAUUGUGGUACCACGGUUUGCUUCCUCGUGAAGAUAUCAAGCAAAUGCUGAGAUCAAAUGGAGAUUUUCUGGUUAGAACUACGGAACCUGUGGCGGGCAAACCUCGCGCACUUGUGCUAUCUGUUAUGGUCAAACAAGAAUUUGAAGACCAGGGUGUACGUGUUUGUCAUAGCUGA